This is a messenger RNA of Patiria miniata (bat star), 4842 nucleotides long. RefSeq names its product gamma-aminobutyric acid type B receptor subunit 2-like (gene gabbr2). The transcript is spliced from 17 exons. The record is from RefSeq and is a predicted model, not a curated record. Gene Ontology annotation, biological process: gamma-aminobutyric acid signaling pathway; G protein-coupled receptor signaling pathway. Gene Ontology annotation, cellular component: G protein-coupled receptor heterodimeric complex; membrane. Gene Ontology annotation, molecular function: G protein-coupled GABA receptor activity. The coding region runs from base 3 to 2732 and encodes 909 amino acids. NCBI's taxonomy places the organism in Eukaryota, Metazoa, Echinodermata, Asteroidea, Valvatida, Asterinidae.
AUAUGGCGACUGGAAUGAAGGCUUUCUUCGAGUCAUUGGCCUCAGGCCCGCCUAAGUACAUGGUCUUCGGUGGUGCAUGUCAAGUGGUCACGGAACCCAUUGCUGAGGCGGUACAUUUCUGGAAAAUUGUCCAGCUUUCCUAUGGUGCUACCACUCCGGCCCUGUCCAAGCGACAGAAGUACCCGUAUUUCUUCCGCACAGUGCCGUCGGAGAUGGACAUCGGGGCGGCAAGAUUGAGACUAUUCAUGUACUUCAACUGGACCACCAUAUCCACCAUUCAUCAGGACGUACCGAGGUUCUUUUACGCACAAAGCCAGCAAGUGAAAAUGAUGGAAGACAACGGAAUUAAUAUUUUGUCGGAGGCCAUUUUCGCCGAUGACCCGUCCCCUGCGAUAACCAAACUCAAGGAAGAUAAAGCAAGAAUUAUCGUUGGUUUCUUUGAUGAACACACUGCGCGCAAAGUCAUCUGCAAGGCGUACAACGAGGGUAUGUACGGGAAGACGCACGUGUGGAUUUUGCCUGGAUGGUUCCAUGCCGAUUGGUGGCGCUCUGUCGAUGAUUCAGAUGGAUGCACUGAGAGUGAGUUGCAGUUGGCCCUACAGGGGUACAUCUCCACCGAUUUACUACCACUCAGUGGAUCGGAUGAGCCUACCGUGUCUGGAUAUACACCGCAAGAGUACGACACCUUAUACAAUGAGCUACGGGGUGAUGAGUACUCCGCUUUCCAUGGCUACGCGUAUGAUGGUGUGUGGGUCAUGGCGCGUGCGCUGGACAGCGUGCUGCGGACUCUACGUGACCGGGGAGAACUCGCGAGAUUCCAGCAGUUUAAUUACUCUGAUGACGGACUACUGGAGAUGUUCAGUAAAGCCAUGAAUGAGACCAACUUCCGUGGGGUUACGGGUAUCGUUCAGUUCCGUGAGGGUGAACGACUGGGAUCUACCGUUCAUAAGCAGCUUCAGAAUGAUGAGUUGGUGAAAGUGGCCGAGUAUUACGCCAUCACUGACUCCCUCAACCUGUCAUCAGGCGCUGGCUUCGAGUGGCCUGGUGGUGGUGAUAAGCCCCCUCAAGACACGCAGGUGACUGAGUAUGAACAGCUCAAUGUCUCCCUUGCUCUCUUCGGAGGCAUGUCAGCAGUCGCUAUCGCCGGUAUCAUCAUGGCCUUCGGUUUUCUGUUCUUCAACAUGCGAUACAGAAACCAGAGGUACAUCAAAAUGUCCAGUCCCUUUCUGAAUAACCUGAUCAUCAUGGGCGGCAUAUUGACCUAUGUCAGCGUGGUUCUGCUUGGCAUAGAUCAUAAUAUUCGGCUGCAUGCUGAUACAUACAAGGCUAUCUGCACGUCUCGUGCCUGGUUCCUAUGUCUUGGUUUCACGUUAGCGUUCGGUGCCAUGUUCAGUAAGACAUGGAGAGUCCACCGGAUCUUCACUAACAUCAAGAUGAAAAAGAAGGUUAUCAAAGACGGGCAGCUGAUUGCCAUAGUAGGCUUCAUGGCGGUCAUUGAUCUCAUCGUAUUGGUCGUCUGGCAGGUCGUGGAUCCAAUGAAGCCUAAAAAACUAGAACUCAGCUCAAGGAUGGAUACAUCUGGUCGUGACGUCAUGAUUAUUCCUGUCAUGGAAACCUGUGUCAGUGUCAAUAUGACGAUUUGGCUGGCGGCGAUUUACAUCUACAAAGGAGUCUUGAUGAUAUUUGGUCUUUUCUUGGCUUGGGAGACUCGUCACGUUAGUAUCCCUGCCCUGAAUGACAGCAAAUACAUCGGUAGCAGCGUGUAUAAUGUCGUCAUCAUGUGCGUGCUGGGCGUGGCUCUAUCCUCUGUCAUAACAGAUAAUCCUAACGCCUCUUACGGCCUGGUGUCCGUCUUCAUACUAUUCUGUUCUACGGUGACUCUUUGUCUGGUCUUCGUACCAAAGGUCAUAGAGAUGAGAGGUAAUCCCAACGUGAACGAUAGAGUAAGAGUGGUGGGAACCAUGGACAAGACACGCACGGCAUCAACCUCCAUUCACACCUUCGACACGGACCAGAAAUUCAAGUCUCUGUGCUCGGAGAAGCGGGAAUUGAAAUCCAAGUUAGACGAGCAAAACGAGAAGAUCAAGGAACUAGAGAAGCAGCUGUUUGCAAUCGCGCCAGACGAGGUCCCUUUACUGCUACAGGAUGGGGAAGGCCGAUCAUCUGGCAUCGACACUCCAAACUCCACCUGUCACUCUAACAAAUCCAGAGGAACGGAGACCUCGAAAGUGUGUGCCUCGCCGGGGAGUGUCAGGUUCUGCGUGACCGAGCCAACAUCGAGUGAUCAGUCACAAAAAAACAGCACUCCGAGUAAAAGCCGCUGGGACACACCCCAGGAAUUUGACAACGAUGCGGGGGAUAAGUCCCGCCUGUGCCCAGUCGCCUUCGGUGGAGUUUACAUCGGUCCCCCGGUCACACCUAUCAUUACGCCUUCCAGCAACACGACCACAAAACCAGCGAUCCCUGCUUCCAACAGCGCCCCCAUCUCUGUGGUUAACAGCCAUGCUGUGACCCCGGAGCCCAUCUCCAAGAGCAACAACGCCAGCCUGGAACGCAUUGCGCAGGUGCACCGACCUUUCAGUGACUCAAUCGAUGACGUCACUGCGGUUGAGAACAGUGAGGACCAAUCGAAUAACAAUUCGCCAAGCGAGCUCGGGAACAACUGCUCUUACAAAAUCGCUCCAAACGAGGAGACGUCCUUCGUUUCAUUGACGAGAAGUCUUUUAGACUGAUAAACUUCAACGAAAGUGUACAUUAAAAACAUAGGAAGAUCCUAUAGAAAAUACAGUGUGUACAUAUCAUUUUAAAUGAUUUGAGGGUUCACUGUUACAAUUUUUAUUAAUUGAUUGUACACCUCCAUAUUAAAUGUACUUUAAUAAAUACCUGAGACAGUUUACCCAUUCCUAUUGGUCGAGAGGCCGCUAUGUGUGUGGUGUUAAACCGCCAAUAAAACACUGCUGCUUUCUGCGCCACAUCGCACAGUACUACGCGCCGCGCGAGCGCCAAUCUCCAUAUAAGGAGACUUUUCGCAAUACUUGCGCGAGGCUUAUACCAUAACAUAUGGGCAGAGGGGUAUUUCACACAACACUAAGUAAAAUCGUUCGGAUUUUGUCAGUUUUUGACUUAUUUUGACUUUUUGACCGAAAGUUAUUUAUGAUUAUGAAUAAAUUAUGUGCUUGGCCGGGUUUCGGCUCUGGCCAUUAUCCGCCACCAGGCCCCUAGCGAGUUUAACCGUACUUGUUUUAAACAGGCUCAACACAUUUAUUCUUUUAUUGUAAUAUUGCUAAAUGAGGAGCUCUGUUUGCCUCAAAAAAUCGGCUUCAAAGGUGUUGCAAAGGGUCUCGGAAAACAUCUUGACAAGUAAGGUCACAAAUUCAAUCCCGCUCUUUGUUCAGUCUCAUAUCGGGUAAAAAUUUGAUCACUUUAAAAUAAUGUAUUUUAUUUCAUUGAUACAUUUUCAAUACAUUUUGUAUGUGCGGAGUAUCGUAUUAUGUUUUUCAUCCAGAAAGUAAUUUAAACUGUUAAUCUUUUCCCUUCCGAGUUUUGCGACAAACAUCCGUACUUCGCAAAGACCGUUGAAAAAAAAAAACCAAUUCAACCAAACAAAAUAUAUCAGAAGAAUGCUCCCCUUCCUUUGUUACAUUCCUUGGGCGUCUUCCUCGUAUCUUUAUAGAGGUGGAAAAGGCGUAAGGUGGUGAAAACUGAUUGGUUUAACUUGGAGAAGCCGCCGAUCGUUUUACGCAAAAACCUGAUUUAGGCGAACGUCCUGUUGAUAUGUGUUAUGCAGUUUGUUGAUUUUAUCAAGUAACAUUUUGACGUCUCGCCUAUUUUAUUUUCCACUGUUUUUGCUAUUAUUCAAUAUCAAAACCUGAUUCCAUUAUUUUACUCCUUUCUACCACUUUCAAGAGAAUUGCAAUAUAUUGUGACCACUGUGACCGAGUUAUUUUCAACUGAUACUGGUUGUAAAAUCUACGUUCAAAUGCAAUGUGUUAUUUAGGACUAUGUUCUGAAGUAAUUAUCAAACACUGCUGUAUUUAUUAUUUGUUGGGAUAUAUGGUAUAUAAUUAUUUAUGUAUACUUUUUUUCUUCCAUGAAAUGCUCUGAUUUAUGUCUGCAGCGGAUUGGUCCUUGCACAUUUAGCUUACACGCCCAGAAAUCCUCUAAACAAGUGGUACUUUCUUUCAGAUUGUGAGACCACAGGUAAUUUUAAACCAUUAUCCUAGCUGAUGUAGCAAUAUACAGUUGUCCCAUUUAAAACAGAUUGUGUUCAAAUGUCAAAUAAUUAGCCUAGUUGAAAUAAAAUAGGACAUACCCGAGUGCAAUGAUUUACAUCUUUAAAAAGAAUUUCUGACAAACGGUAGACAAUAACUUAGAGAAACCCGUAAUGAGUUGACAAAACUACAGUUUUGAUUUCCUUUUAUUUAUCUGGGAAAUUAUAUAAAUCAGUUAGGGUUGAAUAUGCUAACGAUGCAGACUAUGGGUGCAUCUAUUUCAUGUUCUUUGCGUUAUUCAUCCUAAGCAAUGAUCAACUCUAAACAUUUAAUGGACGUUUGGUUGUUAUGUCACGGUAAAAACUACUGCGGUAAUGUAGAGGCCAAAAUUAAUUGUAAGAAGAUAGACCGGUUGAAUCAUUAUAAAGAGUAACCAAACAAACAAAAAGGGCAAGUUGGUUACUUCGGGUAUAACAAAAUCUCCCCUAAAAUUAAAUACAACCGAAACAUCCUCGUAUUCUUUGAUUUCGUGCCCUCAUUGUGUAGUCAGUGUUUAUUGUAACUACACUAGGCCAAAUGUGUAAAAUGAUUUGAGAUCUGAGAUUAAAAGGUUGCAUUUUGUAAGAUCUAC